Molecule: messenger RNA, 960 nt
Organism: Williopsis jadinii
Lineage: Eukaryota; Fungi; Ascomycota; Saccharomycetes; Phaffomycetales; Wickerhamomycetaceae
Gene: TRR1
Product: thioredoxin-disulfide reductase TRR1
Exons: 1
Coding region: 1-960 (319 amino acids)
Biological process (GO): removal of superoxide radicals
Cellular component (GO): cytoplasm
Molecular function (GO): thioredoxin-disulfide reductase (NADPH) activity
Source: RefSeq, a predicted model, not a curated record
AUGACCCAUCAGAAAGUUACAAUCAUCGGAGGUGGCCCAGCUGCCCUGACUGCUGCGCUCUAUCUCGCCCGUGCUGAGAUCAAGCCAACCGUCUACGAGGGACUGUUAGCCAACGGUAUCGCAGCCGGUGGUCAAUUGACCACCACCACGGAGAUCGAGAACUUCCCAGGUUUCCCAGAGGGGCUGACCGGUACCGAGCUGGUUGAGAGAAUGAAGAAGCAGGCUGAGAAGUUUGGAACUGAGGUGAUCACUGAAACCGUGGCCAAAGUUGACCUGAGCUCGAGACCUUUCAAGUUCUGGACCGAGUGGAACGAAGACGCUGAGCCAAUCACAACCGAUGCCAUCAUCCUCGCCACCGGUGCCUCCGCAAAGAGACUGAACUUGCCAGGCGAGGAGACGUAUUGGCAACAGGGUAUCUCUGCCUGUGCUGUUUGCGACGGUGCUGUUCCAAUCUUUAGAAACAAGCCACUUGCCGUGAUUGGUGGUGGUGACUCUGCCUGUGAAGAGGCGUUGUUCUUGACCAAGUACGGUUCCAAGGUGUACCUUGUUGUUAGAAAGGACUACCUCAGAGCCUCAACCAUCAUGCAGAGACGUGUUGAGAAGAACGACAAGCUCGAGAUCCUCUACAACACCGUGUCCGUCGAGGCCAAGGGUGACGGUAAGCUGCUCAAUGCUCUCCGCAUCAAGAACGUGAAGACUGAGGAGGAGAGCGAUUUGCCUGUGAACGGUUUGUUCUACGCCAUUGGCCACACUCCAGCAACGUCAAUUGUUCAAGGACAAGUUGAGACCGAUGCCAACGGCUACAUCAAGACCGUUCCUGGUACUACACACACAUCUGUGGAGGGCUUCUUCGCAGCUGGUGAUGUCCAAGAUGAGCGUUAUAGACAGGCCAUCACAUCUGCUGGUACCGGUUGUAUGGCUGCUUUGGAUGCCGAGAAGUUCCUAUCCGAGCAGGAGUAG